This is a messenger RNA of Microthlaspi erraticum, 360 nucleotides long. The record is from the annotation of a GenBank genome assembly. NCBI's taxonomy places the organism in Eukaryota, Viridiplantae, Streptophyta, Magnoliopsida, Brassicales, Brassicaceae.
AUGCAGCGGACUCUUAAUCUUCUAUCCAUCGCCGCGCAGGUACGUCGAAAAUCUUCAUCGACCAGGUCUCGCCCUAGUUUUCCAAUAGAUCGUAGCCGCAUAAAUGUGUCCAAGGUAGCAGCAGAAGAGGGUGCAGUGGAUGAAUGUUACUCGGAGGGACCAGUGGGGAGAGUCGUGUGGCUCCUAACUCAAAGUUAUAGUGUGUAUUUCGGAUUUAACAUAGGUGGGAUUUUAUUGGGCGAUGUUGUAGCGGACCUUAUGGAGAAGGAAGAAAAGGCAAAAAAGGACUUCGCGGAAGAUGCAGAGACGUUUGCCUUAUGUAUGAGAAGAAUCAAGAAAGGUUUAGUCAUUCUGGACUAG